UUUUUUUCCAAAUCAUUUCCGUGUAAAUUUAUUCUGAUAAAGCAACAAUCAUGGUUUCGGCUCGUGCUUUGCACUUUGUUUUGAAAAUCGGUGAUCGUGGAGCCAACAUCAACUUCUUCCGUAACAUUCUCGGAAUGAAGGUUUUGCGUCAUGAGGAGUUCACCGAAGGAUGUGCUGCUAGUUGUAAUGGGCCAUAUGACAACCGUUGGAGCAAAACGAUGAUUGGCUACGGUCCCGAAUCAAAUCAUUUCGUCGUUGAACUCACAUACAAUUAUGGAGUCACCAACUAUGAUUUGGGAAAUGACUUCAACGGAAUCAGUAUUAAGGCAAAUGGUAUCAUUGACCGUGUCAAGGAACAAAACUAUCCAUUCACAACUGAAAAUGAUGUGUACGUUUUGAAAUCACCGGAUGGAUAUACAUUUUACGUGACUGAUGAACAGAGCAGCGGUGAUCCAGUCAAAAAUGUUGUCAUCAAUUCGAAUGACUUGCAAAAGACACAAUCAUAUUGGACGGAUUUAUUGGGCAUGCAAUUGGUAAAGCAGACUGAUAACGAGCUCACGUUAACGUACAGCGGAGAACAAGCAAAUUUGGUCUUCAAAAAAUAUGAUGGUCCAAUCGAUCGUAAGACAGCCUUUGGUCGCAUCGCCUUUGCCAUUGCAUUCGAUGACCAAACCAAAUUGAGCGAUGAAGUUAACAAACGCAAUGCAAAAGUGAUUCAUCCCUUGACGUCGCUUGAUACACCCGGAAAAGCUACCGUUCGUGUCAUCAUUCUGUCCGAUCCGAAUGAGUUGGAAAUUUGUUUCGUUGACGAUGAAGGAUUCUCUCAGCUGUCACAAUUUGAUCCAGCUUCUGAUGCUGACCUUAACAAGAACAUUGCACGUGACCCAUUCCAGAAGAAGUGAAUUGAUUUCAAUGAUAUUAAGCCUACAGUUGUUUUUUUUUUAUUGAGAAACAAUUAAUUUUAAACUUUUAUUUUUAAUUUUGGGAUUGGGCCAUUUUAAAUUGUUACUGUAAAAAGCAAAGCAAAGCAAUAAAUUUAGUCGUAUGAAAUAACACAUUGCAAAUAAAUAAAAUGAAGAAGAC
Messenger RNA from Sitodiplosis mosellana (orange wheat blossom midge), 1083 nucleotides. Its product is annotated as glyoxalase domain-containing protein 4. Lineage: Eukaryota; Metazoa; Arthropoda; Insecta; Diptera; Cecidomyiidae. The transcript has 5 exons. The coding region runs from base 51 to 902 and encodes 283 amino acids. The record is from RefSeq and is a predicted model, not a curated record.